CCAUAUUCUCUUCUGUUUCUUCUCCAUCUCUGAUCACCCUUUUCCACAUUGUUUUACAGAGGAUAUUUCAAGCUUCAAGGGGAGACGUACCUUAUUGAACCCUUGAAGCUUCCCGACAGUGAAGCCCAUGCAGUCUACAAAUAUGAAAAUAUAGAAAAAGAGGACGAGGCCCCCAAAAUGUGUGGAGUAACCCAGAAUUGGGAAUCAGAUGAGUCCAUCAAAAAGGCCUCUCAGUUAUAUCUUACUCCUGCACAACAAAGAUUCCCCCAAAGAUACGUUAAGCUUGCAAUAGUUGCGGACCACGGAAUGGUCACAAAAUACAAAGGCGAUUCAAAAAAGAUAACAGUACGGGUACAUGAAAUGGUCAACCACGUAACUGAGAUGUACAAACCUCUGAACAUUGCUACAACACUGAGUCUCCUACGAAUUUGGUCCAACAAAGAUUUGAUUACCGUGCAGUCAGAUUCAGAGGUUACUUUGGGCUCAUUUGGAGACUGGAGAAAGACAGUCUUGCUGAAGCAGCAAAGUCAUGAUUGUGCUCAUUUACUCACGGCCACUAAGCUCGAUGAUAACACUAUAGGAUUGGCUUACAAUAACGGCAUGUGCGACCCGAAGUUUUCUGUAGGACUUGUUCAGGAUCAUAGCUCAAACGUUUUCAUGGUUGCAGUUACAAUGACCCAUGAGCUCGGUCAUAAUCUGGGCAUGGAACACGAUGAAGAUAAAAAUGGAAAGAAGUGUAAAUGUGACACAUGCAUUAUGUCUCCCGUGAUAAGCGAUAAACCAUCCAAACUGUUCAGCGAUUGUAGUAAGAAUGAUUAUCAGACGUUUCUUACUAAGGUUAACCCACAAUGCAUUCUCAAUGCACCCUUGAGAACAGAUACUGUUUCAACUCCAGUUUCUGGAAAUGAACUUUUGUAGGCGGGAGAAGAUUGUGACUGUGGCUCUCCUUCAGUAAGUCUUUUUUUUUUUUUAAUCAACAAGAAUACG
Messenger RNA from Protobothrops mucrosquamatus (brown spotted pit viper), 987 nucleotides. RefSeq names its product zinc metalloproteinase/disintegrin-like. The transcript has 7 exons. Gene Ontology annotation, cellular component: plasma membrane. Gene Ontology annotation, biological process: proteolysis. The record is from RefSeq and is a predicted model, not a curated record. Gene Ontology annotation, molecular function: metalloendopeptidase activity. Lineage: Eukaryota; Metazoa; Chordata; Lepidosauria; Squamata; Viperidae. The coding region runs from base 178 to 918 and encodes 246 amino acids.